Messenger RNA from Dibothriocephalus latus, 240 nucleotides. NCBI's taxonomy places the organism in Eukaryota, Metazoa, Platyhelminthes, Cestoda, Diphyllobothriidea, Diphyllobothriidae. The record is from the annotation of a GenBank genome assembly.
AUGACUCGACAACUUGCAGCUCAUGUGAUGGUCACCCAUCGCGGGACCUUCGGCAUCAUCGAACAUGAAUGUGCAGCCCGGUUCUCGUCGAAUGAGCCGCGAAACCUGAGAACUGUUGUCAUUUUCCCGCACUGCUGCCCCGUGUCCGGGAGUUCGCGUCUGGAGCAGUCUUUCAGUUCAACAGACGCAGUUGGACCAGAUCCGAUAGACGACUACAGAUGCUUCUCGCCGUGGCACUAG